CAUGCUACAAAUAUCCCUCAGGAGCUGUUACACUGUGCGGUCUUUAACCAAUAAGCAUCAGCAGCUGAAGUGUGACUUUGCAGAGUGAAAGGACACGAAACCUGCUGCAGAUAUGAGCCAAGUUUUGGACAUUGAGCGCUAUGAUCUGGACAUUAAGAGCAACAGCAGAAGCCAUCACACACAGCUGUGUGGAGAGGAGUGUUUGAUCGUCCGGAGAGGGCAGCCCUUCAACAUUAUCUUACACCUGACUGCUGGCAGCAAGGACUUCAAACCCGGUGAACCAGGCCUCACGCUCAUCGUUGAAACGGGUCCACUACCAAGAAAAGAAUCAGACACUAAGGUUACCUUCAAUAUAACUGACUCCACAGUGGACACUGGCUGGAGUGCGUCUGCCACUUAUGAUCCCUCUGGAAACACACUAUCAUUGUCCAUCUCCUCUUCCCCUGAUGCCCCCAUUGGGGUCUAUUCUCUGACUCUGGACCAAAAUGGGAAGAAGACCAGUUUAGGGCAGUUCACUCUGCUUUUUAAUGCUUGGUGCCCCAGAGAUGCUGUUUACAUGCACAGUGAGACAAAGAGGCAAGAGUAUGUUCUAGCACAACAUGGGCAGAUCUACAGAGGAACACAUAAAAGGAUCAAGGGGACACCCUGGAACUUUGGACAGUUUGAAGCAGGAAUAUUGGACAUCUGUCUGAAGAUUCUGGAUGAAAACCCUAAAUUUGUGUCUGAUGCUGAUAAGGACUGCUCUGCGAGGAGAAAUCCCAUUUAUGUGACCAGGGUGCUGAGCGCCAUGAUUAACAGUAAUGAUGACAGGGGUGUCCUGGUAGGAAACUGGGGAAAGAUUGAAGAUGGCACUCAUCCAGGAGAGUGGAUCGGCAGCGGAGACAUUCUGCGUCAGUGGGCAGAAAGCGGUCCUGUCUGCUACGGCCAGUGUUGGGUGUUUGCUGCAGUUGCAUGCACAGUGUCUCGUGCUCUGGGCAUCCCGUGUCGAGUGGUUACCAACUUUGGAUCAGCUCACGAUACCGAUGCCAACCUUGUGAUAGAAAACCUGUAUGAUGAAGAUGGUAAAAGAAUUUCUGGAGGUGAUUCAAUAUGGAACUUCCAUGUUUGGGUGGAUAGCUGGAUGACUCGUCCAGACUUGGGCCAGAAGUUUGAUGGGUGGCAAACCAGUGACCCAACCCCACAGGAAACAAGUGAAGGUGUUUUCUGUUGUGGACCAGCUUCACUGAAAGCCAUCAAGGAAGGAGAGCUGACGCUAAAAUAUGACGUACCGUUUAUUUUUGCUGAGGUUAAUGCCGAUGUUGUGGACUUGGUGCACUUGUCAACUGGACAGUUUGUCAAGUUCAGUGGAUCCACAAAGUCUGUUGGAUGUUUUAUAAGCACUAAAACCGUGGGCUCAGAUGACAGGCGUGACAUCACACACCAAUACAAAUAUGCAGAAGGCUCUAAGGAGGAGAGACAGGUGUACGAGAAGGCCCAGCACCACAACAAGCUGCAGCAGCGAGGAGAAAAGCCAGGGCUCCAUCUUAAGAUCAAGCUGGCUGACAACAUGAUGGUGGGCUCAGACUUUGAGGUGUACGCCAUCCUCACGAACAACUGCAUGGAGGCAAGAACCUGCAACUUUCUCUUCUUUGCCAGAGCAGUUAGUUACAAAGGAAAAGAAGGAGACAGCUGCGGAGUUGCUUCAGAUAAGGUGGAAGUACCCUCUGGAGAAGAAAGACGCUUGUCUCUUAAACUGGAGUAUGAGAGCUAUGGGACAGCAAUAACAUCUGACAGGCUGAUUCAGCUGUCAGCCAUCACCAUUGACAAAGAGACUAUAGAUUUUAAUAAGGCUGAGAAGACCAUUGUGCUGGAUGAGCCAGAUAUAAAGAUCGAGCUGCUGGGAGAGGCCAAUAUAAACCAGUCUGUGACGACAAAGCUGACUUUGUUGAACCCUUUACCAGAGCAGUUGCAGGACUGUAGCUUCACUGUAGAGGGGGUCAGCCUCACUGACAGCAAACCCAUAACAGCCAAGAUUGGAGCUGUGGGCCCCAAACAAGAAGCCAAAGCCACCAUUGAGUUCAUUCCAACCAGUGCAGGUCCCAGUGUGCUCCUGGUGAAUUUUGAUAGCGACAAACUGAAGAACAUCAAGAGUUUCAUCAAUGUUGUCGUGAAGGAAUGAGUCCACCCAGAAUCCAACAGCUCCGAUUUUACUUGUUGCUCUUUCAGUUUAAUCACAAAAUAGCAGCUUAAGAUUACAUAUGGCCCUUUUUAAAAUCUAAUUUAUAAUCACUCCC
Molecule: messenger RNA, 2273 nt
Organism: Pelmatolapia mariae (spotted tilapia)
Lineage: Eukaryota; Metazoa; Chordata; Actinopteri; Cichliformes; Cichlidae
Product: protein-glutamine gamma-glutamyltransferase 2-like
Exons: 15
Coding region: 113-2158 (681 amino acids)
Biological process (GO): peptide cross-linking
Cellular component (GO): mitochondrion
Molecular function (GO): protein-glutamine gamma-glutamyltransferase activity
Source: RefSeq, a predicted model, not a curated record